Messenger RNA from Stegodyphus dumicola, 1139 nucleotides. RefSeq names its product piggyBac transposable element-derived protein 4-like. The record is from RefSeq and is a predicted model, not a curated record. Lineage: Eukaryota; Metazoa; Arthropoda; Arachnida; Araneae; Eresidae.
ACAUCCUUUGUUUGCUCUGAUGUGCUAAAAUGUCUAGAAAAAAAUUAACAACUCAGGAAGCUUUGGAUCUUUUUGCUGAAUUGCCAUCCGAUUGCGACUCAAAUGCUUCAGAUGUCAGUUCUGAUUCAGAUGAAAUUGAAAUCCAGGAGAGAAUAACUGAGGUUGAAGUUAUUGCUGAAGAAGAAAGGGAUACCUGUGAGAACGAGGCUGAAUUUACAGAACCCUCAGAAUCUUCUGUUCCGUGCUGGAACAAACAAGAAGUUGAUAUUUCACUGCCAGAAUUCAAAGAAGAUUCGGGACCGACAGGUGAGAUUUUUGAUUUGGAUGAUCCAACACCUGUAAAUUUAUUUUUAAGUAUAUUCACACUUAAGUUCAUUGAACAUAUUGUUUUUCAAUCAAACUUAUAUGCAACACAGAAAAACAGUGUAUUUUCCCCUCUUGAUAGUAACGAGUUUUUGCGAUUUCUCGCUGUAAAUUUGCUAAUGGGCGUAAAAAAGUUUCCAAGUUAUCGGGACUACUGGAGAAGUACUGCACUAUUACACGGUGAUUAUAUAGCAAACAUAAUGCCUGUCAACAGGUUUAGUUGGAUAUUGGGAAAUUUUCAUAUAAAUGAUAAUUGUUUACAACCUAAGAGAGGGGAAGCUAAUUUUGAUAAGCUAUACAAAAUACGUCCUCUUUUAAAUCAUCUCUCAGAAAGGUUUAUGGCAGUUUUUAAUCCUAAUGAAACUCAGGCAGUUGAUGAAUCAAUGAUUCGCUUCAAAGGGAGAAGCAGCCUAAAGCAGUAUAUGCCUAAAAAACCCAUCAAACGCGGUUACAAAGUAUGGAUGCGAUGUGAUGUCACUGGAUUUGCAUGCCAAUUUGAAAUUUAUACUGGCAAACUCGGUGACUCUGUGGAAAAAAAUCUAGGGGAGAGAGUAGUGAAAACUUUGUGCCAGCCUCUUUAUGGUAAUAACCAUAGAGUUUUUAUGGACAACUACUUCAGUAGUUAUAAUUUGUUUCGCUUUUUAAAGACACAGAACAUCUAUGCAUGUGGCACUGUAAAUAUGAAUCGGAAGUAUCUACCCAAAAAUUUAAAAGAAGACAAAUUUAUGUCGAGAGGAGAUAUAGACUUUUCAGUUGAAGUAAAGAACAAUAAAUGA